CCCAAACAAAAGGAAGCGCUUUCAAUUUCAUGAACUGUGUGUCCUUACCGUUUUCUGGAAACUGCAACAAUCUUCAACAAAAUUGAAUAUACCAAAGAGAAGAGAUUCUGCUCGGAUAAAGAUUUGAAUUCAUUUAUAUAUCAAUUUGAGCGAGACUGGAGGGAGGGAGGAAGUAGGGUAACUGGUGAACGGCGAAUUAGGUUUUUUGUUCUCUCUCUCUCUCUCUCCGCGAUAACCUACCUGGGCCUCGCCAAUUUUGACCUAAUCGAACUCGGCUUACUCUGAUUUCGAGCAUUGGUUUCUAGGGUUCGGUCAUCUGUUCGGUGACUCGGAAAACUGUAAACUUGAAUUUCUUCAGUGAAGGUAGAAAAACUGCUUUUUAGAGAAUGGGAGAGCCAACAGGAGCUAAAGACUUAGAAUUUAAGUGGGGUAAAAAGAGAGGAAUCGGGGGAGUAAAGAAAGAUGUGCAGUUCUAUGAAUCCUUCACAUUUGACGGUGAUGAGUACUGUCUUUAUGACUGUGUCUUGGUUGCCGAUCCCAGUGAACCAGACUCUGAUGAACUCUUUAUAGGCAUGAUCAUCAAAAUUUGGGAAAAGUGUAAUAAGCGUGCUAAAACCCCAAGGCAUGUCAAGCUUCUCUGGUUCUACAAACCUUCUGAGAUUUCGCCAGAUAUACUUGAAGGAGUCCCAGAUAUACUUGCAAACGAACUCUUCUUAGCGUCGGGUGAAGGUCUCGGCGUCGCUAAUAUCAGCCAAUUGGACAAAAGGAAUCCACAACCUACGGAUGAAGAAAUCAAGUCAGCAAACUUUGUAUUCCGCCGAGCAUUUGAUGUUGGAACUUGUAAAGUCGUGGAUACGAUAGAUGAUAAAGUCGCUGGAGUUGACGUUCAAUUUAUCUUUAACAGAGCGGAUAGUAAGAAAGAAGCAACUGCUCUGCAGAAAGUUGAAGCACGCAUAAAUGGAAAUCUAGAUAGUUUGAAACCAAAUGGUCUUUUAGCUUGUGGUUCAGUUAGGACAGCCGAAGAUAAGCCUAUUGAAUCUUCUGACUGUAGAGAAAACAGCUGUGGUCGUAAAGAAGGGAAAGAAAAAGGUCACAAUCAACUGGCUACAGAGAAACCUACUCUUGCAGAAGAAAGGUCUAACAAGGAUUCUGGUGUGCAGGAAGGCACGGGCCACAAUAAACAUGACUCUCGUGAAGCUUCUGGCUCUGGUGGAAAUCAUUGUGAUGGAAAAGCUCAAGAAAGUGAAGUAAAAAAACAAUUUACUAAACAAAAAGCUAUGCCUGCAGAAGAAAGAUAUAGUAAUUCUUGUGAAGCUUCUGGCUCCAGGGUAAAUCAUUCCAAUUCCAAGAAAGCUCAAGUAGAUGAUGUGAAAAAACAGUUGACUAAACAAAAGUCUCUGCCCGCUGAAGAAAGAUUAAGUAAAGAGUCGAAUGGAUUGGAUGACAGGCCUCAAAAGAAACAGAAACUAGAUGGUUCUGUUACAGUACCAAAUGGACGAAAUACAAACAUUCUGCAGAAAAUUAGUUCUGAUGGUAAAAGAGAUUUAGAAUGUUUUAAGAGACCUAAAGACAGAGUGCCAGGAGAUGAAGUCUCUCACGAGAAGCCCAGUUUUGCUAAGAAGAAUCGAGAUCUGGGGGUGUCAGUUUCUGAAGGAAAAGAUGCAAAAACUGCAACUGAAAAAGGUUUAUCCAAGAAACCCAGCUUUGAUGGUAAGCUAUUAAAACGCGCUGAGGACAAGAUGUUGGCAGAUGAUUACGAAAAAAAUUAUCAAGUAAUUGAAGUGAGGCCAAAGCCUGAAGCUCCUUGGGAAGAAAGUGUGAGGGAAGCAGAAAAGGAAGAGAAACUGGUUCUCCUUCAAAACUUGGAUCCUACUUAUACAUCUGAUGAAGUGCAGGAUAUAGUCUAUUCUGCUUUGAAUGAGCAAUGUACAGCGAGGAUGAUAGAGCGUACAUCAUAUACUAUAUCUCAUAUUGGUCAAGCGUUGGUCAUAUUCAAUUCAAGAGAAGCUGCAGAAAGAGCGAUUGUAAGACUAGAUGAAGGCUGCUUAUUGCUAUCAAAUGGGAGGCCCCUUGUUGCUGCGUUUGCUAAGAUUAACCCUCCAGGGAAGCCGCCAUUAUUCUGCGGCCAUAUCAAACCACACAAACCUCAAAGAGAUACCAUGGCUACAUCUCGUUGUUCGCAGCCGAACACCCUUGAAUUUGAAAUGGCAAUGGAAUGGUGCUUGCACAGAACCAGAUCUGACCACACGCUUGAAACCGUACUUAAGACCGAAACAUCACGAACUGUACAUUACUACAUUAGAAGAAAGAACACAAGCUCUUCUCAGACAGUGACUGAAGAAAUUUUGCUAUCGAAUCCACCAGCUUUGGCACGGAACAUACCUGCUUAUGCGGCUUCUGGUCUCAAUCGGACGACCCUUUUGUAUAUAGUUUAAGAGGGUUAUUGUGAGUUGUAAAUUUUAUUUAUCUGUGACUGGUAGGUUUUUAAACAAUAGUUCCUUCCUUGUAAGAUGCUAGUAGGUGUUAAUUAACUUAUUUGCCACACAUGUGUUAUUGAUCCAUGUGUUUAACUUCUUACUCCCCAACGUUUGUUGAAAAGCUAUAUUUUAGUGGAUUCAUUGACCUAAAAUCAAAUUAUAAAAAAAAUAAGGUGAAAGGUAUAAGAAGAACUAUUGUCAGCUAGAGCCUUCUUUGACGCAAAAAUAUUAGAAUAAUUUAUCAAAUCUACAUUUUAUGUAAAGUUAAUAUUAUAGGCAAAAUGUUGAAAUUUUGUGGUGAAAAAGGAGAAAUAAACUUUGUGGUGAAAAAGG
Thlaspi arvense is the source of this 2810-nucleotide messenger RNA. The record is from the annotation of a GenBank genome assembly. NCBI's taxonomy places the organism in Eukaryota, Viridiplantae, Streptophyta, Magnoliopsida, Brassicales, Brassicaceae.